This is a messenger RNA of Amoebophrya sp. A25, 8923 nucleotides long. The record is from the annotation of a GenBank genome assembly. Lineage: Eukaryota; Dinophyceae; Syndiniales; Amoebophryaceae.
GAAAAGUUUAGGUCGUUUGUACUGAAAAAUAGAGCGUAUGAUGAUCAUUAUAAAAAAGAAUACUCGUUUGUAAAAGCGUAAGCGUAUCAUAAUCAUUAAGGAGUGCUGUAAUUGUGACAUAUCAUACCCCAAUAAGAGUGGGUACUUAGAAGUUCAUUCAUUCACUCACUCACUUUCACCCGACCACGACAGUCAAAAAUAUGCCUUCCACAUCAUCGUCUCUUGCACGACAGCAUGCUGUCGCGUCUUCCUCUGAUGUCUUACCCUUCGACAGCUCAGCGAAGAAUAACAGCAACGCUAGGAAGAACAAGUCGACGGGACCACGAGGCCCUCAACAAGCAAAUGCUUUAGGCCCUCCACAAGCCACGACUGCUGUAUGGCAUUAUUUAUAACUAGAAUUCACCGAGUUGCUGACUGAAAUAGAGGACGUUGUAGGUUUAAAAGGCUACGGUAGUACUCUUCCUCCAGUACCUCAGCUAUAUCCUAGAAGAAUGUUUCUAAUCCAGACGAGUGCAGGAAAUAAGAAGCAGAGUGGGCGCGGAAAAGUCAUAAAGCCAUGGGAGCAGAGUAAAAGAGCAUUGUUGAGCAAAAUCAAAGGAGUCAGCAAUGCUGAAGCCUCUAGCUCUGAUGUUAUGGCUUUAUUGGGCUCUAUCACUUAGCUUCUUAAGUACACCAUGAUAGAUGAGGCUAUUAUUGAAUACAUCCUCAUCGGCUCUUCUUCUCCAUCAAAAGCAGCUCAAGCAUCCUUUUCGGUCGCGGCUUCAUCCUUUUUUUCGCAAACAGAAUGUCUCAGGUAGAAGAGGUCAUAUACCCCCUCCUGUUGAGUACAUCGUCACCAACAUCAUCAUCAAGCAGGGAGCAAGAGUUUGCUCCUGCAAUUUUGAGGAAUUAGAAUGUUGGACUUCUAGUUGUGCAUGUUGUGCAACUCCACCAAAUCCAACCUUUUGUGACUCUAGUACUCCUGUUAGAAGUCGUGCAACCUUUAACGCUACUCCUGCUGGUGCUGGUGGGUCGAGUAGUAGUAGCAGUCGCCGAGUUGUCUUAGCUAAGCAGGUUAGUGAGGACGACCGACCGCCACAGCCGGACCUAGGCAAGGUAUUAGAGAAAGCACGUACGAAUCUGAAGAGAGGCCGACCAAAAGGAGCUGCUCAAAAUUUAUUGCGUGUAUUAUGGCGUGUCUCGUCGUCCUAGAAGUGCUACGAGUUUCACGACCCUCGUCUUCCUCUUUUCACUUUCUCCAAGUACAAACACCUAGAUAGAGAAGCAGGAUGUUCUUUUUAGUCCCUAUUUAGAACAUACAGUGUACUUGAUUGAGGAACAGGAAACUGCUAAGAGUACUAUUAAGUAGGUUGUCAUUUCUUGGAAACUGACACUUUCCUAACUUUCCUAUUCAUCUUCAUGGUGGUGUUGACGUUGAGACUCCAACAUCCUCCUUCAAUGUGAUACGGCUUCUUAGGUAGUUCAGCUUCAACUAUAACACGGAGCCGGCGACCACAUGGCACCAUCCUUCUUAGCUAUUUUUGAGGUCUCAUUUCUGCACUAGUGUGAUUGGUCUAAGAUGUUAAUCUUGCUUUGGAGUUUUCUUGCUGAAUCAAGUUGAAAUGGAAGGAAAGUGGGCCCUCAGGAAAUAAAUUUGAAUUCUGGGCGAUAAAAAACCACUUUUUCGAGAAUUCCUCUCGAAAGUUCGCAAUUGAUGACAUGCAUACUCAUACUUUUUCUCGUCACUUUUUCUCAUUGUAGCAAUAUCACUAGCGACUACCUAGUCGUUGAAUCUGUUUCUUUCGUCUUGCUGACAGUACUAUAAAUAGGAGGACUACCUGAGGCGCUAUGAUGAUGAUGAUGCUUGCCCAUGCUCUAAGUUAUGCCACCAGUAGAAGUGCAGUUGCUGUAGCAUCUGCGAUGAUGAAGACUCAAAAAGUUCUUACAGGAGCCGGCUCAACGUCGAAAACUACAACCAGUGAAGCCAGUGCCAACCUCAUGGGCAAGGACAAGAAGACGUCUGCCUCCAGCGGCGGUAAAAGGACCACAAACGCGACAAGCAUUAUGGAGGUCAGUUUCUGUUCAUCUCUCUCUCCCAUAUCACAUGGUAUCCUUUUCCUCACAUAGACGAGCAAUACAUGAAGCUUAGGUUGUCACGUGGCUCGUCUAUACGGAACGAAUGAAUGAAAGUUGCAAGGAUACCAAGAUAAAAGGUUUGAGUAGAUGAAUAAAGGAAUUCAUCGCUAAAUACAGCAUCAAAUCCAAAUCCUCGAUAAUUGCGAGAGGGCCAAAAAUUGCGAGGAAGACUGCUUCUAUAGCAGUGAAGCUAGUCGUCAGGAAACCUCCUACGUCGUUCAAGAGCAAAUCGGUAUCGUUUCAGCAGAAGAAUUCUUGCAAGAAUAUUGGUUCCCAAGGACGAGCACCAGGUGGGAAUGCUGGUGUCAAGCCCACGACGACGAAGCUACCAGAGUCACUUGCAAGGUACUACAGUAGUUACAGGGUACUUUACUACUAGGACUUCUAGCUAAAGACUUCUGGAAGAUGCACUAGCCCUUACUACAACUAAGGAGACGUCGACUUGUCCUCGUCAGUAGUGGUCUCAUAUAAUGAGGAUUAUAGGAGAAUCAAGACUCGUUGUGGGUGUUCAUGGACAACAGUAAAGAUUUGUGGCUCGUGGUCUAGAAGUUUGAGUUUGUGUAAUGGGGUCAUGAGCACACGGUAUUGCAGUGUUUGCCUGAUGUGAGUCGCUUUUUAUUUUACAGAAGUUGUGGCUUUUACGAUGUGUCACUCUUACUUCUUCCUGCUUACUACUUCCUUCUUAGGACCUGUAGAUAAAGCAGCUCCGAGUCCGCUGUUGUACGAGUAGAAUUGUUUCGCCUUGUGGUCGUUGCUCAUCAUCAUCAUCAUCAUCUUCAUCAUGUGACGACUCCGAGUUCUUUAGUGUAGUGAUCAGCGUCAUAUUGUAGGAAGAUUGACGUGAUUCAUCCCAUUCGCAAUCACUAUGUUGGAGAAUGCAGCUUAGUUUUCGGUCUAGAGGCUUGAUGUUCCUUGAGCAGCACACAAGAAGAAUCUUCAGCAUACAGAAGCAGGACGUGUCUCUGACAAUAGAUGAGAAGUUACACCCGUUGAACAAGAACAAGAGCAGUUGGAGUAGUCGUUAUAAGGAAUUAUGGAGGCUGCAGACGGACGCACUCGCCUCUCUGGUUCUUGGUACCGGAGGUAGUUGUAGCAAAAGGAGCAGCAGUAGUGAUAGUAGACGUAGAGGAGGUACUAGUACAAGAAGAACAGCAGUUGAGGACUACCACAAGAGAGCGCUGUCGUGGACGAAUGUGCCUCAUCAGGUUCACAAGAGAUGGCUGUGGAAGCAGCACCAGAUCGAGAAGAUUGACGGGCGCAAUGAAAAAGAGGCCUUAUUAGGGCAAAAAGAGCGCGACGACGUCCAACUCCAAGUAUGUCGUCAUGAGAUUCAGAAGGAAAGGGAAAGAACUCAAGAAGAAGACGCACACGUACUAGAGCUGGAGAACUGCAUUCCGUCUAAAACACAGGGAAUUCUUUCAAAAACUGAAACUCUUUUUCGACAUCAACACUUUUUAUUCAGGGAAGAUUACGCCGGAAACAUUGUAGUGGUUAAGGCUUCACAAUUUCAAAAUAUGUGUGAUAUGUCUAAGUGAAUACUUCAGCUAGGGAAAACUCUCUAGAAGCAGUAUAAGAAGAUCUAUCAGGCCGCCGUUGGACAUCGAUACAGUGCUCCGCAGCUUUUCAGCACUUCUUGCAGAAGAACUGCCGUUUGUAAUAAUUUGAUCUUACCUACAACUCGUCGCGCCUGUUCCACGUUGAACUACAACUACUAGAACAUGUUCCUUCGUUGAAUUGUCAUAGAAGAAGUUACUAGCACAAGCAAGCUUUCAGUCUCUAAUAUGCGUGUCGAUGAGGCUGGACGAGGACCACUGGCUGGGCCAGUGGUCUGUGCUGCAGUCGCCAUCACUCCAGGAGAGCAGAUACCGGAUAUCAAGGGCAUCACUGACUCCAAGAAACUCACAGAGGCACAAAGGUACUAUACUAUAACGUAGACAUCAAUAUGAUUAUGAAGAAGAAUGUUACAGAUCAUUGAUGUUACAGAAGAUUCAGAUUGUUGUCGUGAUGUUCUACAGAGGCACCCUGCAUGUGCAUUACCUCAUGUUGGUGCUAGGCAAAUUGAUUCAGACUCAUUCUCUAGUAAUCGACUUGGACAAAAGUAUAAGUUAGACAAUAGCAACCAAUACAGAUUGUUGAUUUUCUUCUUCUUUUUCGUCAUCAGCAGGUAGCAUGACGAUGAAGUACCUAUGAUGCACAUUGAUUUUCUGCUGCUUUUCGUAACUAUGGAGUAUCAUGUCGUGGCAUUUCUACUACUGACUUAGACACAUCAGGAUUUGAAUUCAUUUGCUAGGUGAUAAAAAACCACUUUUUCGAGGAUUUCUACAUAUUAUUAAGUACUCAUGUUUCUACUACAGGGAAGAAGUCUACGAGGCCAUCGUGAAGCAUUUUACUUACUGGAAAGCGGUGGUUGUGCCUGCGACCAGAAUCGAUGACAUAAACAUCUUGGAUUAAGGCGUCUUCUUGUCUGUUGUGGUACUUUGUUCCUCAAGCAGUCUUACUUUGUUCCUAAAGAAAUCUUUACCCUUCUCUCUCGUGCGCAAGAAACAAGGCGACAAACGUUUCUACUUUGAUAAAGUAGACCGUCAAGAGGCGUAGUGCAUCUUCUUUUGUAGGAAUAGUUAUUUUCAAGACGAGAAUAAUGAGAUAGAUGGAGGAAGACCAAAGUUAAGUAUCAUUUUUACAGCAAAUAAAAAACAGUCUGAGCCUAGAACUCCGAACAAGACGAACAUAAAAAGGACUACCUAAGUAUAGUACAUCGUCCUGGAUGAGUAGAAGAGGCAGACCUUCGUCAAAGCAAAAAAAAAGAGCUUACUGAGUAUGCACUAAUUUGAUGUUGAUAGAUCUGAUGGUAGCGCAAGGACGACAAUGCAUCGGCGACUGUGAUGAUGAGCCGCGCUUCUAAUAAUGGGCCACGUUCGAAGGCAUGGUGUCUGCCGUGAUAGGAUUGGGAACCGACAAAAAGCUUCCUACGCCUGACCGCGUCCUAAUCGAUGGCCCUCAUAUCCCAUCAGCGUGGACGGAUAAGAGUUAAGGUAUACUCCUCUGAAUCUACAUCUAAAUCUGGGGCAGGAGCCCCUCUAAAUCUAAUCUAAAUCUCCGAAAGUCCGUUUUCUUUGAAAGAUAAGUAGGGUUCGGAUGACAAGGACUGGAAGAGAUCACAAUCUUCAUCAGACGGUUAUUUAUUUUCAUUGCAACGAGUAGAAGUAUCCUCAAAUGGGGCAAGGGGAUUAUAAAGAAGAACGAGGAUACAUAACAACCUCUAACUAUGGUAGGAUCUUGAUCUAUUUAGGGUACGCCAUGACUGGCCAGACUACUACUACUACUGUUUUCGAUAGAGGUUUUCCUGAAGAGAAGUGUGGUUCUUCGGUACUAAGUGAGUAUGCAUAUUUUCAACCACCUGGAGUUGUUGCUUGUAACUUGUUGAGUUGAUGGUUCUUCUGUAUUUUGAUCCAAAUGAAGCACAAUAAGACAAUUCUUUGAGUCGUGUUGUUCUAAAUUGUAUGAAUUUGGAAAGCAUGUACCCCUAGAAUGGGUUUACUACUACUACUACUACUACAUAUCUGUGUCCUCUAAAACGAAACUUUUGAGGAAAUUUGAAGUCAUAUCCAAGAAAUUGUGAUUAUAUCUCGUUUAAUUCGAAUUCAUUUUCUGACAAGCUCCUUUACAGAAGCUUCAAAAUCACCCAAAAUAUCAAGAUGACAAGAUCAACAUCAUGGUAACCUCCUAUACGUAUACUCAGAUUAGAGCCUUCUUGGUAUCACCUCGUAUUUCCUUGAAAUCCACUGAGAUUCAGCAUUCCUCUGCUUACGACCUUCGUUUUCACUCGUCUAAGGAACGAAGAAGAUGAAAGCGAUGAAGAAACAAGGAUCCAAGAUGCCUGAUGGAAAAGACGAACCACAAGUCAGAGGAGAAGCAGGAGGAAAAUCUUAUGAUCUGUUCUCUCAGAAUUAUCAGUAUCACAGAGAGGGCCACAAGUGUUCUCUGCUUUUCGUCUUUGCUCUCCGUUAUGUAACAAGACUUCUCGGCGCCCACCCCAGCUGGUGCGCUAGCCCUUUGGCCGAAGACUUUGGAAUUGGAGUUGUCUUCUAAGCAAAUCUCAAAGAACAAGACGGCAAGAACAACGAUCAGGAAGGAGCCAGUGUUGUGCCUUUUAAGCCUCCACCUUUCGAAGUGGUGCCCGUUAUCAAAGGAGACUCGAAUUAUGGAAGAUUUUUUUGUCGAGAACGAACAAGGAGAACUACAAACAUCCCUCCUCUUAUCCCUGUUGAUGUUCAUCUGGUCCUAUCUAUCACUAACAAGUACUGGUAAGGCCACUUUUAUAAUUGAUCGCAGCUGCCUCCUCCCCAGCUAUCCAGCAUGUUCUAGACUUCUAUUGGCGAGACAAAAGAUCAACUACAACUGCCGGAGAACUACAACUUUUGAAGAUUAUGAUUAAGAUUACUUCUAAUGGCAAGAGUAUUUGAUCGCAGCAGCUUCGAUUAUUGCAAAAGUAACCCGUGACCGUAUCUGUGAAGAGAUGGAAGCUGCAUAUCCUGGCUACGGUUUUGGCGCUCACAAGGGCUACGGAACGAAACAGCACAUGGAAGCAUUGAAAAAGUUGGGAGCUUUUAUGACUGGAAGAUGAAAAGGAUAGGCUUUUAUGAAGAGCCUCGAAGGAGAUCAGCACUAGCUUGUCUCCAAAGCACUUUCGGCUCUCGUCUCUACGGUCAUCAGGAAAGUUAGCAACAGGGGCAUACGCAUGCACCCGUACCCCAAGAUUGGGCAUACUACUACUAACGACUACACCAACCGGACGAAGAGGAUACAACUCUUCACACAUGAAGAUGAUACUCGAUGAAGAUGAUACUCGUGUUACCCACGACUACUUUUUUUUUGAUGGACCGACAGAGAGAAAUCUUAGCAGUUGAUGUGGAGGAACUAAUAGCCAAGAACAAGAUCAUGAAAGUACAUUAUCAUUAUCCAUCAUGAUCUCUCAGGAGGAAUCAUUACAGACCUCUAUUGGAGGAUAAAUUGGUGAUUAACAUCUUCCAACAGCGACCUCUUGCCAGGCACAUCAGUCAAUACUUAACUCCGUCAAAAGAUACCUCCAGAACAGGUAAAUGAAUGAAUGAAUGACUUCUAACAUCGGCCCAGAGCAUCGACGAAGUUUCGGUCCGGUGAAAAAAGUGGUGGAAUUAGAAGGAGGAGAGGGCAGUAAGACGAUCGGGAAGAGGACGAUCGAAGGAUACGAGGGAGAUGUCGAGCAGGUGGUAUUGGAAAAGCGUGGCACUUCUGCAACUACAUCUUUAAGAAGAGUUGUAUCGUUUAGCAAGCCUCUCUGUCUCUUUUUCACUGAUUUAAGAAGAGACUGUAUCAUCUUGCCGGAAUAAUGCAACAUGAUACAGUCUCUUCUUAAAUCAGUUACUACAGUUGAUACAGGCAUUGGCUCAACAUCUUUAUAAGAAGAGUAGUAGUCGAGGCGGGUAUCUAUCAUACUUUUAGAAGAUAGUCGAGGCGGGUAUUAUACUUUUAGAAGAGGAGAGCGCGUAGUGCAUCGUCAAGGUCACCGCAAUGCAUCAGAGCGCGUAGUGCAUCGUCAAGGUCACCACAAUGCAUCGGUCCUUCUUUUGAAGUAGAGCAAGAGCAUAUUUGGAAGAAGUAGCACCGCGGUCCUCAAUUAGAAGGUUGAGAGAGCUAGAGUAGGCAGCGAAUUUUGCGGUUAGAAGUAGAAGCAGCUAAGGUCUUCAAUAGGGUUUUCUAACCCUAGUAAGUAAUAUAUUAAUUAAGUAUUGGACCACGACGUUGUAAACAAAGUACUAGUUUCUCUAAGUACGAGUCGGACAGGGCAGCACAAGAGAACAGCCACAAAAGAGCCUCCCCCAAAUGAGGCAUCGCAGAAGAAGAAGGCGAAGCAGAGGGACGACAAGGGAAGGGCUUCUUCAGUAAACUCAGCAGCAACGCCUCGACGAAAGCGACCGAGAAAAGGCGCUUCUACCAGCUCUUAAGGUUUCGCUUCUAGGUUUUUGGCUGUAAGAACGCAGACGGUUGUAGACAAGAAACUGACUUGCCACGUUACUAGGAGGCGUUCAUCCGUUAUGUGGGUGUGAACGUGAAUGUAACUACUUGACUUACGCAGCUACAAUCUAAGGAUCAUCUUUCACAUUCUCUAUAUUUUUACUACAUCUAGUACAGUCUUGUGCUCGUCUUCCUUUUCCCGCAUCUACGGCUACAGUCUCUAAUGCAGUGCAGCGGACAACGAGAAUUCCUCUGACGACAUCAGAGGACCCCUGAAGAAAGAGCACAAGAAGAGAACCAUUGCGGAGAAAAAAUGAUAAAGAAGGUGUUUUUCGCAUAGUACUUCUUCUUGUACUUACUAAGGGUGGCAAUUAUUCUACUUCGCAUAGUACUUGUACUAGAGUUUUAGGCUUCCUUUCGCAGGGGCAUGUGAGUGUGAGAGGAGGAUUGUUAAGACACUACAUUGACUAUGAGGACCUACGUCGUUGCAGGGACUUUGGACAUUGGGCAUCGCAGUUGCAAACGUUAAUACAUCAUGCGGUGAUCAUUAACUGCUACUUCGACGACAGUCGUCCAUUUCAACAUGCUAUUCAUCUUGUCGUGGCACCGCCAUCAUGGUCCUAUAAUAAGGUGGAGGUGCUGGUAGUUGUGCUGAACAACAACAAUUCUUGUCUUCCUAGCAACAUGUUACGAUUUUUGUGUUGAUGCACGUGCGUUACAGGGACUUGUUAUUCCCUGUGUAGUUGAGGUGUGCUGGAGGGGACGAUUAGACAACUUCUACUUUGUGUUGCUUGUUGAAGAUCCUUAGGGACAU